Molecule: messenger RNA, 3728 nt
Organism: Apodemus sylvaticus (European woodmouse)
Lineage: Eukaryota; Metazoa; Chordata; Mammalia; Rodentia; Muridae
Gene: Cmtr1
Product: cap methyltransferase 1
Exons: 24
Coding region: 144-2657 (837 amino acids)
Biological process (GO): 7-methylguanosine mRNA capping
Cellular component (GO): cytoplasm; nucleus
Molecular function (GO): methyltransferase cap1 activity; nucleic acid binding; protein binding
Source: RefSeq, a predicted model, not a curated record
AGCGCGACCGCGCAGCUAGCCGGCCCUGAGAGGAAACGAAAGUGAGGGAGGAGGAGGUAGCAGGGCCAGGCUCCGCGGCGACAGUGGCGGCUUGAUCCCUCGUCUCCGCUCGCCGGCAGCUCGCCCCAUCCCCUCAGCUUACAAUGAAGAGAAGAACUGACCCAGAAUGCACUGCACCCCUCAAGAAACAGAAACGAAUUGGGGAGCUUGCCCGGCACCUCAGCUCCACAUCUGAUGAGGAACCUCUCUCCUCUGUCAAUCACACAGCAAAAGCAUCUACUACAAGCCUCAGUGGAUCUGACAGUGAGCCGGAGGGGAAGCAGCCCUGCUCUGAUGGUUUCAAAGAUGCCUUCAAAGCAGAUUCCCUUGUGGAGGGAACAUCUUCUCGAUAUUCCAUGUAUAACAGUGUCUCCCAGAAGCUUAUGGCCAAGAUGGGCUUCAGGGAAGGCGAGGGAUUGGGCAAAUACAGCCAGGGUCGGAAGGACAUCGUGGAGACCUCCAGUCAGAAAGGUCGUCGUGGUUUGGGUCUGACACUGAAGGGGUUCGAUCAGGAGCUGAAUGUGGACUGGCGAGACGAGCCGGAGCCCAAUGCCUGUGAGCAGGUGUCAUGGUUUCCAGAAUGUACCACUGAGAUUCCUGACUCCCGGGAAAUGAGUGACUGGAUGGUCGUGGGAAAGAGAAAGAUGGUUAUUGAAGAUGAAACAGAGUUCUGUGGGGAAGAACUGCUUCACAGUAUGCUGAAGUGUAAGAGUGUGUUUGACAUCCUGGAUGGGGAGGAGAUGCGGCGAGCACGCACCAGAGCCAAUCCCUACGAGAUGAUCCGCGGGGUCUUCUUCUUGAACAGGGCAGCAAUGAAGAUGGCUAACAUGGAUUUUGUGUUUGAUCGUAUGUUCACAAAUCCCCUGGACUCUUCUGGGAAGCCACUGCUGAAGGAGUCGGAAAUUGACCUUCUGUACUUUGCUGAUGUGUGUGCAGGCCCUGGUGGCUUCUCCGAGUACGUGCUGUGGAGGAAGAAGUGGCACGCAAAAGGCUUUGGGAUGACACUGAAGGGCCCUAAUGACUUCAAGCUGGAGGACUUCUACGCAGCCUCCAGUGAGCUCUUUGAGCCCUACUACGGUGAGGGUGGGGUUGAUGGAGAUGGAGAUAUCACCCGCCCAGAGAACAUCAAUGCGUUUCGGAAUUUUGUCCUGGACAACACAGAUCGCAAGGGCGUCCACUUUGUCAUGGCGGAUGGGGGCUUCUCUGUGGAGGGCCAGGAAAACCUGCAGGAGAUCCUGAGCAAGCAGCUCCUGCUGUGCCAGUUCCUCAUGGCACUGUCUGUUGUCCGCACAGGUGGCCACUUCGUCUGCAAAACCUUUGACCUCUUCACACCGUUCAGUGUGGGCCUCAUUUACCUGCUGUACUGCUGCUUUGAACGCGUGUGUCUCUUCAAGCCUAUCACCAGCAGGCCUGCCAACUCAGAGCGGUAUGUGGUGUGCAAAGGGCUGAAGGUGGGCAUAGAUGAUGUCCGGGAGUACCUCUUCUCCGUGAAUAUUAAACUCAACCAGCUUCGGAACACUGAGUCUGAUGUCAACCUGGUGGUUCCCUUGAUGGUGAUCAAAGGAGACCAUGAAUUUAAUGACUACAUGAUACGGUCUAAUGAGAGCUACUGCAGCCUGCAGAUCAAAGCUCUGGCCAAGAUCCAUGCGUUUGUACAGGACACGACCCUGAGUGAGCCUAGGCAGGCAGAGAUCCGGAAGGAGUGCCUCCAGCUGUGGGAGAUUCCAGACCGGGCUCGAGUUGCUCCUUCCCCUACAGACCCAAAAUUCAAGUUUUUUGAACUAAUCAAGGACACUGACAUCAACAUCUUUAGCUACAAGCCCACACUGCUAACUGCCAAAACCCUGGAGAAGAUCCGUCCUGUGUUGGAGUAUCGUUGCAUGGUGUCUGGCAGCGAGCAGAAAUUCCUCCUGGGCUUGGGGAAGUCCCAGAUCUACACUUGGGAUGGCCGCCAGUCAGACCGUUGGGUAAAGCUGGACCUGAAGACAGAGCUGCCCCGGGACACACUGCUCUGUGUGGAAAUUGUGCAUGAACUGAAAGGGGAGGGGAAGGCCCAGCGGAAGAUCAGUGCAAUCCACAUCCUUGAUGUCCUGGUGCUGAAUGGCAGCGACGUCCGAGAGCAGCACUUCAACCAGCGAAUUCAGCUUGCUGAGAAAUUUGUGAAAGCAGUUUCUAAGCCCAGUCGGCCAGACAUGAAUCCUAUCAGGGUGAAGGAGGUGUACCGGUUAGAAGAGAUGGAGAAGAUUUUUGUCAGGUUAGAAAUGAAGCUCAUCAAAGGCUCUGGUGGCACGCCAAAGCUCAGCUACACAGGACGGGACGACCGGCACUUUGUCCCCACAGGCGUCUACAUUGUCAGGACUGUAAAUGAGCCAUGGACCAUGGGAAUCAGCAAGAGCAGCAAGAGGAAGUUCUUCUUCAAUAAGAAAACCCAGAAGUCCUUCUAUAAUCUCCCUACGGAAUCCAUUGCCCCCUUUCAUACCUGCUACUACAGCCGGCUCUUCUGGGAGUGGGGAGAUGGCUUCCAUAUGCGUGACUCCCAGAAGCCCCAGGAUCCAGACAAGCUGUCCAAGGAGGACGUCCUUUCCUUCAUCCAGAGUCACAAUCCUAUAGGCCCUUAGGGUUUCCACCUGAUGAAUGUCCUGUCAUUCUUAAGGCAGGGCCCAGUGUCUGACUCCUUCUGCCUCUUGGAGAGGAACUGGGACUGUUCUCCCUGGUCAUAAGGGAGAUGGGCUCUUCCCCAUUCCCAAGGAGCUCUGUUGGGCCUUAGGAUGCAUCCUGUGGAACUCUGCUGCCUGAGAACUGACACCACCAGGAGUCAGCCUUAAAAGCAGCGGCUCAAGGGCAGGUCAGUGCUUAGGACUUGCCAGAGUGGUAGACUUUGGGCUCAGCCAUUCCCUCUGGAAUUUGUAGACUCAGUGUUCUGAGUUCCAUUUACUGCCCCCAAGAGCAGUCAGGUCCUUGUUUUGCCCAAUCUCCACUAGACCAGCCAAAUGUGGAGGCCCUCCCUCAUCAUGCGCUGGCCAGGAGCAGCUGUCGUACCAAUCAGAGUUGUUUCUUGUGGUCUUUCCCCACCCUAAUCCUGGAGUUUGUCCUGGCAGGAGUGCGGACCCAGUAUCAAACAUCAGAGGUUUGGGCACUGGGUGUAACUGCUCCUUGAGUUCCCACCUCAUGUGUUCUAAGCACUCUAGGAGAGGAGCAGCCUAAAAACCUGCCCUUUUCUGUUCCUCUCAGUAACAGAAAGUUACACUAGCAGUCCAGGCCACCUGAAGCCCUUGGCAGAGUUCUGAGCUAGUGGUGGCUCCAGCUGCCCCUUCCCUUCACUGGAGGAACAGACCCAUCUGCUUUGAUUUGUCUAUAGUCAGUCACUCCAUUUCCUGUCUCUGUAAGAGGGAGGAAUGGCAGCAGCUUUGGGUUGGGGAGGGUACCUGUGGUUGUUUCUAAUGGGAAAUCUCUUUCAAGAGAUGUUCAUGCAGGCUCCCUAGGGCCCCAUGCCAGUGCCAGACUGGUUUCCAUGGAGAUAGGGCACUGAGGCACCUGUGAGGUUGGAAUUGACUCCACCAUGGGAGGUCCCUUCCACCAGCCCCCAACCCUUAAGCCAGCAGCAAGUGCUAGGACGCCAUAUUUCCACCCAAUUCUGGGUCUAUCAGUGUCUUACAGAAUCGUGGAUCAUUAAACAUAUUUUUACCUGU